Oncorhynchus mykiss (rainbow trout) is the source of this 1894-nucleotide messenger RNA. Its product is annotated as catechol O-methyltransferase domain-containing protein 1. The record is from RefSeq and is a predicted model, not a curated record. Lineage: Eukaryota; Metazoa; Chordata; Actinopteri; Salmoniformes; Salmonidae. Gene Ontology annotation, molecular function: S-adenosylmethionine-dependent methyltransferase activity; O-methyltransferase activity.
GUGGACUUUCCCAUCCACUCUGGUUAAAUAGUAGACCCACAUUCCUUCAAUAAUGUCUCUUUGGUGUUCACUCUAUAUAGCUGAAUAGACACACUUCCAAAAUGGCUCCAGAUAUCAAGAUGUAUUUCUGCUUUCAGCUUGUUCUUGCACUAACAGGCACAGGAAUAGGAUCUGCCCUGCCAGGUAAGAGCCACAGUGGAGGGAAGAACAACCCAGUGCUGCAGUAUGUCGUGAACAACUCACUGAGAGAACAUCCUGUCAUGACCAAACUCAGACUGAAAACCCUUGAGGACCCAUGGAGCAUCAUGCUGGUUGCUAGUGAACAAGCACAACUGAUGGCAAAUCUGGCCAAACUGAUCAAUGCCAGCAAAACCAUUGAAAUUGGGAUGUACACAGGGUACAACACCCUGAACAUGGCGUUGGUUGUACCAGAGAGUGGUCAAGUGGUAGCAUGUGAAAUAGACGACGAAUACGUGAACAUUGCUAAACCUUUCUUUAAAGAGGCCGGAGUCGAGGAUAAAAUUACUGUCCAUCUUCAAAUGUGUAUAAAAACACUGGAUGAGUUGAUAGCUGCUGGGGAAGCUGGAACCUAUGACUUUGUGUUCAUCGAUGCGGAUAAAAGGAACUAUGACAGAUAUUACGAGAAGUCUCUUGAGCUUGUGAGACAAGGGGGCAUCAUUGCCAUCGAUAAUGUACUCUGGAGUGGUAAAGUGGUGGACCCUGCUCCUGAUGACCUGACCUCCCAGGCUCUGGACAAGCUCAACAAGAAACUCCACACAGACCAGAGGAUCGAUCUGAGCAUGCUCACUGUGGGUGACGGACUCACCCUGGCUAUCAAACGCUAAUGAUAACUCAUGCUAACUCAUACUAACACGUGAUUACAAAUGCUUAACCCAUACUUACUCCAAACCCGCUGUGAUUUAUUGGGGAUUUAUUGGAGAAGUGGUAAACAUGAAGGGCUGGAAUAAAUAGAUGCUAUUUUCAACAAGUACUGUACGUGUACGAGUGAGAUUCACUUUUUACUUGAAAUUCGAAAGCAUAUCAACCUCUGUCUCAGUAAGAGCUAAAUAACUACCUUUUACUCACAGAGAUUUCUUUUUUUCAGGGUGUGACUAAAAUAUUUUUUUAUUAGAUUUAAAUUGAGUACAGGCUUAACUGAAUGACAACAGAAUACCAUAUGGUAGUUUUGGGGUAGGCCUCGUCUCAGAGGAAUGCUCCACAGAACCAGAUGCUGAUAACAGAUUGCCCUAUGCUGGACAGCUGGCAUCGAAACCCUCCAGCUGGGAGAAGAGGGAUCUGAUGACAGGUCUCCAGGUUACAUGUUGGUGGAGAGGUGGGAGGUCUUUGGAAGACUUUUGCUCCAAAAUAUCAAGUGAGACACAAGGGGUGAGUUGACAUACUCCCCUGGAUUUAUGCCCAUUGGUUGACAGAAAGGGAAGUGAUUAUUGCACGAGUGAGCCCAUAGGUUAAUCAGUAGGUAUGGUGGAAAUGCAUUAGUGUGCCAUGCUCAUUGGCGGAAGUUAAAUAGGUGAAGGACAUACCACCCGCUUGCUAAUGGUAAAGAGGAAGAGAGACGUGAGGCUAUUGUCACGCCCUGACCUUAGAGAUCCUUAUUUAUUCUCGAUGUUUGGUUAGGUCAGGGUGACUCGGGUGGGAAAAUCUAUGUUUUCUAUUUCUUUGUUGUUUUGCAGAGUGUGGUUCCCAAUCAAAGGCAGCUGUCUAUCGUUGGCUCUGAUUGGGGAUCAUAUAUAAGUUGAGAUUUUCCGUUUGGGUUUUGUGGGGUGUCAUUUUCUGUUUAGUGUCUAUGCCUGACAUAACUGUUCGCUUUCUGGGGAUUUGUUCUUUUUGUUUGAGUGUUUCUUGAAAAUAAAUACCAUGAACACUUUCCACGCUG